This is a messenger RNA of Tetrahymena thermophila SB210, 687 nucleotides long. RefSeq names its product transmembrane protein, putative. Lineage: Eukaryota; Ciliophora; Oligohymenophorea; Hymenostomatida; Tetrahymenidae. The record is from RefSeq and is a predicted model, not a curated record. The transcript has a single exon.
AUGCUACAAAGUAAAAAUAUCAAAUACUAAAUUUUAGAGACUAAAUAUUUAUAAGGAGCUGUUGACUGUCUUAACCAAGUAACAAACUAGCCAGGUGCUUUUAAUUUUGAUUUGGGAGUUAAUUAUCCAUCUUAAAAUGAUCAGACUCAUUUUUUUUAUUAGUAUCCUGAUACUUUCUCUACUACAAUAAUUGCUUUGGAUACAUCAAAAGAGGAUUUAGUUUGUGGCAUUUUUCCUGGUAUAGACUUUUGUAACUAUAUUUAAUUGUUGAGAAAGCAAUCCAAUAAUCCUUUGAUAAAUUAAUUUAAUUAGAUAGAUUUGAAACUUUUAGAACCCUUAGCAACGCUUAAUUUCUAAAAGGGUGAAAUAUUGAUGGGUAUUAAUUAUGGUGUGAGAUCAUAAUACGAAGAUUAAAAAAUUGGAUAAAAUCUGACUAAACUUUUUUUAAUAAAUGCAUUAGGAUUAGGAUUUAGCAUCGCUGCUGGAAUAUCUUAUAAUCCAAUAUCAUUUCAUAUAGUUUCCAAAAAUAAUGCUUAAUUAUAUAGCUAUCUGGACUUAAAUAAAUAGGAUUUAUCUGAAGAAUUAAAAAAAAAGUUUAAAAAGAAAGAUUUGUUUCUUUUGGGAAUCUUUCUUUAAAAAAAUAUCCCUCAUAUUAAAAUGCCUGAAAUAAUUAAACCUAAUUUAUGA